Aureobasidium uvarum is the source of this 1068-nucleotide messenger RNA. The record is from the annotation of a GenBank genome assembly. NCBI's taxonomy places the organism in Eukaryota, Fungi, Ascomycota, Dothideomycetes, Dothideales, Saccotheciaceae.
GAGUUGACUCCACAUGAGAAAGCGCUACAAGGGCAACAUGACAUAGCAUCCGCGAGCGGACAUGGAUAUCUCAUCUACGACAACUCAUUCAAGAAGAUCAUUGGCCCUUCCGCAACUUUGGGUUGUGUCCUUGAGGAUGAUUUGCCAUUUGCACAUGAAGCUGGUGUAUACUUCCCUGACCAAGACUCGCUAUUUGUCACCAGUAACAGGUGCAAGUCGGACCAGUCUGAUAAGGAUUGUAUCAUGGUUCACAAGCUCAAAAGAGAGCGCGAAGGUAUCUGGACAAAGGAGAGGAUCGAGACCGACAUAAUGAUGGCAAACGGUGGCGUCAACUACCAGUCCGGCGUCCUAUUCUGCGCUCAGNNGGGAGACCACUCGUCCAAGGGCGGUCUCGUUCUCAUGGAAGCUGAGGCNCCCUACAGUGUCCAGAUGCUCGUGGACAGCUAUCAUGGGCGAAGGUUCAACUCAGUCAACGAUGUCGUGAUCAAGUCAGACGGGGCAGUAUGGUUCACCGAUCCGAUCUACGGCUCAGAGCAAGGCUUCUGCCCGAAGCCGCAGCUGCCAAACCAGCUGUACCGAUUCGAGCCAGAAACCGGNGGUAUCAGAGCAGUCGCCGAUGGAUUUGGGCGACCGAACGGAUUGUGCUUCUCUCCCGAUGAACAGACACUCUAUGUGACAGACACAGAGUGGAUCCAUGGUGACGGAACCAUAGACGAUACUCGUGCAUCUUCCAUCUAUGCGUUCGAUGUGAUUCGACGUUCAGGGGCGGAUUUCCUGGCCAAUCGUCGGCUCUUCGCCAUGGCAGACACCGGCAUCCCAGAUGGUAUCAAGUGCGAUACGGUUGGAAAUGUCUAUUCGGGAUGUGGAGAUGGUCUGAACGUCUGGAAUGCCGGAGGCACUCUGAUCGGCAAGAUUCUGGUCCCUGGUGGUGUGGCAAACUUCUGCUUUGGCCGCAGUGGGGAACUGUUCUUGCUGAACGAGACAAGGUUUUGGCUCGCGAAGAUUGCACCUUCAGUCAAAGGCGCUUUAUUGAAGGGCAUGGGCGUUGAUUGCGACAAGCUUGGAUAG